This is a messenger RNA of Manihot esculenta (cassava), 1420 nucleotides long. Its product is annotated as cyclin-D3-2. Gene Ontology annotation, molecular function: cyclin-dependent protein serine/threonine kinase regulator activity. The record is from RefSeq and is a predicted model, not a curated record. Gene Ontology annotation, cellular component: cytoplasm; nucleus; cyclin-dependent protein kinase holoenzyme complex. The transcript is spliced from 4 exons. Gene Ontology annotation, biological process: mitotic cell cycle phase transition; regulation of cyclin-dependent protein serine/threonine kinase activity. Lineage: Eukaryota; Viridiplantae; Streptophyta; Magnoliopsida; Malpighiales; Euphorbiaceae. Bases 203 to 1306 code for a protein of 367 amino acids.
UCCCUCUCUCUCUCUCUCUCUCUCUCUCUCUCUCUGUUCUGUGUUCUCUUCUCCCUGCUCUCUCUCUCUCCGUGUGCUCUAUCUGUCAGUACACUCUACAGAGAGACAAAGGUGUGUGGUUAUGUGCAAGGAGCUUGAGUUUUUAUGUUCUUUGAUGGUAUAAUGAGAAGAGGACUCAAUCUCUUCUUCUUUGAAGAAGAAUAUGACUUUGCAGGAAGAGGAGAAUCGACAGCUUCUCAGCCCAGCAUUAGUUCUCGAUGGAUUAUACUGCGAAGAGCAGGGCAUUGAGGAAGAUUAUGCUUCUGGUGAUAGUGGUAGUGAAGUUUAUGAUCAGGUUGUGAGAAAGGACUCGCCUUUUUCUUGUGUUCUGCUUGAACAAGACUUGUUUUGGGAAGAUGAUGAGCUGUGUACUCUGCUCUCUAAAGAAAAAGAGAGCCACUUUUGCUUUGAUAAUGUAGUCUCUGAUGGGUCUUUAAUGGUGGUUCGUAAGGAGGCUAUUGAUUGGGUUUUGAGGGUAAAGGCUCACUAUGGGUUCACUGCCUUGACCGGCGUUCUUGCUGUGAACUACUUUGAUAGGUUCAUUUCAACUUUAAAGUUUCCAACAGACAAGCCUUGGAUGAGUCAACUUGCUUCUGUGGCUUGUUUGUCUCUGGCUGCCAAAGUGGAGGAGACCCAAGUGCCUCUUCUUUUAGACUUGCAAGUGGAGGAAUCAAAGUAUGUUUUUGAAGCCAAGACUAUAAAGAGAAUGGAGCUUCUGGUGCUCUCUACUCUUCAAUGGAGGAUGAAUCCUGUGACUCCAAUUUCCUUCUUUGAUCACAUUAUAAGGAGGCUUGGACUAAAGAAUCACUUGCAUUGGGAAUUUCUUAGGAGGUGUGAGCGUUUACUUCUCUCUGUCAUUGCGGAUUCGAGGUUCAUGAGUUAUCUUCCUUCUACAUUAGCUACUGCAGCUAUGCUGCAUGUUAUUAAGGAGGUUGAGCCUUGUAAUCGAGUGAACUACCAGCAUGAACUUAUGUCUGUGAUCAACAUCAGUGAGAACAAAGUGAAUGAGUGUUACAAGCUCAUUUCAGAGCUAUCAGGCAGUGAAAAUCGAAGCUGCAAGCGGAAGUAUCCAUUGACAUCCGGCAGUCCUAGUGGAGUCAUCGAUGCAUACUUCAGCUGUGGUAGUUCAAAUGAGUCAUGGGCUGUGUCAUCAACAGUCUCCUCAUCAUCAGUGUCUCGGUUCAAAAGGAAUAGAACCCAAGAUCAGCAGAUGAGGUUGCCCUCACUAAAUCGAAUGUUCGUGGAUUUUCUUAGCAAUCCUUAUUAAUAUUUUCUUCUAAUGUCUACUACAAACAUGUCAUUAUACAUUUCUCUAUUUUGCAUAUUAAUUGUACUAUGCAGUUCUUGAUAUGUGUUAUGCAACCUGUAACCUGUUUUUUCC